Molecule: messenger RNA, 1167 nt
Organism: Penicillium expansum
Lineage: Eukaryota; Fungi; Ascomycota; Eurotiomycetes; Eurotiales; Aspergillaceae
Exons: 1
Coding region: 1-1167 (388 amino acids)
Source: RefSeq, a predicted model, not a curated record
AUGCUCUCAAACUCAGAAGCUGAAAGUGCUGGCGCUAGUAUGGAUAUGUCGGAUGUCAGUUCAUUCUUGGACACUGGAUCUGCCGCCAUGGACUUCUCUAAUGAAAUGCCUGCAUCAUCCGGCACUUCCGAAAAUACUCUUUGGUCCGAUUUGCUUCAAGCAAACACACACUCCUCUCGCUCCACCGACCAUCCAACCUAUUCUUCCGACGCACAAACCUACAGCCAUCUCCUUGGAGGUCUCAAAACACCACCGGUGGAUGACGACCCUGGUCGCGAUAUACUCUGGACCUCGGGCGACGAGGGUGUCCCCCCGAACAUCUCUCGGCAGUCCAAUAUAUUGAACCAAAUAGCAUCCAGCAAUCUCGAUAUUGACACCCCCAAAACUGGUAUCGACAAUAGCAAUAAAGGUCGGUCCGGAUUACUAGAAAAAUUAUCCCAAUUACAACACGAGUUGGUCCAAUCUACGAAGGCUGAUACAUCCGAUGAUGUGGUCGCACCAAGCACUGGGCGUUCAAGCGCAUACAACAAUGGAAGCGAUAAUUCAUCACAUAAACACCCCGUUAAUUCUAUCUUAAAGCCUGGCCAAGAGCUGAUAGACAUCAUUCGCGAUUUACUCGCUAAAUGCGAAGAGCAAGGUCCAGAUCAGGCAGAACACUGCUUCGACCACGCUACGCUUGUUCUUUUCGUGAUCACCCCACUAUCUCUUCUGCUUUCCACAUACGAACGGCUAUUAAAAGAGAUAUCACCUGCCCUGCAUCCAUGGUCUUCACACUACAAUUCUGAUGGAAGUAUGAUGGCUGGCUCAAAUGGUGCACCGCAUGUGUCCAAUGCACAUCACCAAAAGACACAACAGAACAGCUCUUUCCAGGACCGUCAAAUAAAAUCCCGUGACAGCCACCCAGGAUCCUAUCCCACGCUCCUCGCUGAUAACCUGAGUAUGAACCUGGGUGAAAUGAAUCUAGACCACCAAAUGCAACUUGUUGUUGUAGUGACGGUCAUCAACCGUCACUUAAUCUACCUGGAGUCUGCGCUACAUCAAUAUCAGAGUCGGCGCACUGAUGGGAGGUUCACUAAGGACAUAUCUGAGAGGCUAUUUACUACGCUAAUGUCUGAAAUGAGAGCUUCAAUCAAGCUUCUUAAAUCAGAGGCCAGAGACCUGCUUUGA